CUCUUCUUUCUUUUUGCCCUCGUCUUUAGUACCCUGAAAAAAAAAAAAAAAAACCUUUUCCGUUAUUCUAUUUCUAUUUUCUCCUUCUAGGGUUCCGUUUCACCGCCACCAUGGCCGAAGUCAUAAACAUGCCGGUCGAUUCCCUCGAGCGCCGCGGCGGUGGCGACCGUAAAGACAAUAACAACAACAGACAGCCUCCGACAACUGACGAUCCCAAUUCCUCUCCCCCACCGCCGCCUCUGUCUCGACGCCGCGACCGAGACUCGCGUGAGGUACGGGACCGUGACUACUACGAUCGCAACCGCUCUCCUCCACCUCCACUUCCCAGAGAGAGAGAUUAUAAGCGCCGCAGUAGCAUUAGCCCUCCGCCACCGCCGUUGAAUUACAGGGAUAGAAGACACUCCCCUCCGCUGCGGAGGUCACCGCCUUAUAAGAGGUCUAGGCGUGAGGAUGGAGGCUACGAAGGGAGGAGAGGGAGCCCUAGAGGAGGAUUUGGACCUGGAGAUAGAAGGUUUGGGUAUGACUAUGGUGGUGGAUAUGAUCGUGAGAUGAUGGGGAGGCCCGGCUACCCUGAAGAAAGGCCUCAUGGCCGGUACUUUGGUCGCUCUUCCAGUGGCUAUCAGGAUUGGGAUUCUGGCCGUGGCGGUUAUGGUGAUGCUUCCAAUUCAGGGAGUACUCAAAGAGAAGGAUUGAUGUCAUACAAGCAAUUCAUUCAAGAGCUUGAGGAUGAUAUACUUCCGGCUGAAGCUGAGCGCAGGUACCAAGAAUACAAGUCAGAGUAUAUAUCUACCCAAAAACGAGCCUUUUUUGAUGCUCACAAGGAUGAGGAAUGGCUGAGAGACAAAUAUCAUCCAACAAACUUGGUCACUGUCAUUGAAAGGAGGAACGAGCUUGCACGCAAAGUUGCAAAGGACUUUUUGCUUGAUCUGCAGAGUGGAACACUGGACUUAAAUCCUGGUGUCAAUGCCUUAUCAUCAAAUAAGUCAGAACAGACCAGUGAUCCUAAUUCUGAAGAUGAAGCAGACAUUGGUGGCAAAAGAAGGCGGCAUGGUAGGGGACCUGCAAAAGAAACUGAUCUUUCUGUGGCUCCGAAGGCUCAUCCAGUCAGUUCUGAUCCCAGAAGAAUUCAGAUUGACAUUGAACAAGCACAGAGCCUUGUACAUAAACUGGAUUCUGAAAAAGGAAUCGAGGAAAAUAUUUUAAGUAGGUCCAACAAUGACAAAAUAAAUAGAGAUAAAUCUCAUGGUAGUUUGAGCGGCCCUGUGAUUAUUGUACGCGGCUUGACUUCUGUGAAGGGCCUGGAAGGUGUUGAGCUUCUGGAUACUCUUAUAACUUACUUGUGGCGUGUCCAUGGCUUGGAUUAUUAUGGAAUGAUUGAAACAAGUGAAGCUAAGGGUCUUAGACACGUGAGAGCAGAGGGAAAGAGUUCUGAUGUGACUACUAAUGGAUCUGAGUGGGAAAAGAAACUUGACUCAUGCUGGCAAGAAAGAUUGAGGGGUCAAGAUCCUUUGGAAUUAAUGACUGCUAAGGACAAAAUAGAUGCUGCUGCUGUUGAAGCUUUGGAUCCUUUUGUCCGGAAGAUUAGGGAUGAAAAGUAUGGUUGGAAGUAUGGUUGUGGUGCUAAGGGUUGCACAAAGCUCUUUCAUGCUGCAGAAUUUGUGCACAAGCAUCUUAAACUCAAACAUCCGGAACUUGUGAUGGAGCUAACAUCUAAAGUGCGUGAAGAGCUUUAUUUCCAGAAUUACAUGAAUGAUCCAGAUGCGCCUGGUGGGACGCCUGUUAUGCAGCAACCUGUACUGAAGGACAAGCCCCAGAGACGUAAAAUAUUGGAAAAUCGCUUGAAAGAUGAACGUGGCUCACGUAGAGAGCGGGAUAAUCGAGUAAAUGGUAGUGAUAGAUAUGAUAGGUCUGAGAACCCUCAAUCAAGUGAUUUUCCAUCCAACAAUGAUGGUCCUGAUGGGGGAAAUGAUCCAAUGUUUGAUGCUUUUGGUGGACAAGGGAUGCGUGUUGCAGCUCCAUUUUCUUCAGAAAUUGCACCUCCGCCAGUAUUGAUGCCUGUUCCUGGUGCUGGUCCAUUAGGGCCAUUCGUUCCUGCUCCACCUGAACUUGCAAUGCAGGUGUUCAGAGAGCAGAGUGGUCCUCCUUUCGAAGCCAACAGUAGAAGUGGACGUCCUGGACCUAAUUUAAGUGGACCAGCGCCCUUUCUUUUGCCUCCUGGCUUCCGACAGGAUCCUCGGCGUUUACGAAGAGUCGCCUUUUUCUUAUGGUUUGGGAAGAGAGAGAAAUACUAUGUUAUGUACGCCUCUUCUCAGAUAAUAGUAUGCGAAUCAAUUCUGAGUUAUCAAGACCUAGAUGCACCUGAGGAUGAAGUCACUGUUAUAGACUACAGGAGUUUGUAGUUAUUAGAAAUGGAGGGAUGACAAGACUAAAAUGUAUCUGAUGGAGACAGAAAGCUAUUCAUCAAACAGUCCAAGGUGAAAUGCCCCUCUAUUUGAGAAGCAUUGACCUUGUUCCAUUUGGUUGAAACAUGAAAAUUCUUAAAUCUUGCUGGGUGCACAUUAGCUGCGUCUCCUUGUGAUUAAGAUUUUUCUCUUGCUAUGAUUUCACUAAAAAGUGUGUAAUUGCUGCGAACUGUCUUCUACAUUUUUGGGCCCUCUUUAACAAAUUUGUAUCUGCAGUUCAAAGGACCUUUAGUGGAUAGGUUUCAGAUAACUGCUUAUUUGUUUUGAUCUUCCUAGUGUUAUAAAGAGCUGAUCAUUUUAUAAUUUGAUAAUAAAAUGCUUCCUGCUUUUGUGA
This is a messenger RNA of Durio zibethinus, 2796 nucleotides long. RefSeq names its product C2H2 zinc-finger protein SERRATE (SE) (gene SE). The record is from RefSeq and is a predicted model, not a curated record. Gene Ontology annotation, biological process: mRNA processing; primary miRNA processing. NCBI's taxonomy places the organism in Eukaryota, Viridiplantae, Streptophyta, Magnoliopsida, Malvales, Malvaceae. Gene Ontology annotation, cellular component: nuclear body.